Oreochromis aureus is the source of this 1973-nucleotide messenger RNA. It is a transcript of the gene bet1l, whose product is annotated as Bet1 golgi vesicular membrane trafficking protein-like. Bases 112 to 441 code for a protein of 109 amino acids. Lineage: Eukaryota; Metazoa; Chordata; Actinopteri; Cichliformes; Cichlidae. Gene Ontology annotation, cellular component: SNARE complex; Golgi trans cisterna. Gene Ontology annotation, biological process: regulation of retrograde vesicle-mediated transport, Golgi to ER; retrograde transport, endosome to Golgi. Gene Ontology annotation, molecular function: SNAP receptor activity. The record is from RefSeq and is a predicted model, not a curated record. The transcript has 4 exons.
UUCUGUCGUCACUGAAGCUAAUGACACCUUAACGCUGUCGACGAAGAAGAAAGGCGAUCACGUGUCUGCCACGUGAACAGCUGAUCGUGACGUCAUUCACCAACAAGCAACAUGGCGGAGUGGAACAGAGGCCAUGGCUCUGUGGAUGAUGUGCUCGAUGCUGAAAACAAACGGCUGGCAGAGAACCUGGCCAACAAAGUCUCCAGACUGAAAUCUUUGGCUUACGACAUCGACAGAGAUGUGGACGAUCAGAAUGAGUACCUGGAUGGCAUGGACUCAAACUUCAUGAGUGCGACAGGCCUGCUCACUGGCAGCGUGAAGCGUUUCUCCACCAUGGUCCGAUCAGGACGAGACAACCGCCGUAUCCUGUGUUACGUCUCCAUGGGGCUGGUCCUGGUCUUCUUUGUUCUUUACUACCUGGUAUCCAAGAUCCACCAAUGACUGAGAAAACAAGAUCAACCAGGCUCUGAUAUGGAGCUGAGACUUUAGACUGUAAUGUCAAAACUGAUUUAAAUAAAGACUUUUUUUAUUGUGCACCAAAGAAAGAAAGCACGACGUAGGCAAAAUUGGUUUGACCAGUUGGGGGUGUCAGUCAGCCCACCGGAGGAAACUGUAGUGGGCGUGGUCAUAUCAAUGAGACGCCUGAACUUUGGGAUCUUUGAGUUGGCACGGAGUACGUCCCAUCCUGCAGCAGCAAGUCCUGAUUUGGUUGGAAGUCAACAGAGCCCGGACGCUGGGGAGGUGGGAAUGUCAUUCACCAUAUCCGAGUCUAAUUGAACCUGUCAAUCAAGAGAAACUUUCCAAAAAAUAAGAUUCAUUCAGUGGCGAUGACUCAGGUUAUGAGUUUUCACACCUAGAGCUUGUUUAUCUUCUCCCGAGUCUGUCAGUGAGAGUUUAGAGCUUUUUCCAUCUUGUUUCAGUUCUUUUCGCAUACAAAAACAUCUAACAGCCAAAAUGCAUCACAAACAUAAAACACUGCAAGUAUUAGGCACAUAUUUGUCAUGCAGGAGGGAGAAAAUAUAGAAAAUAUAGAAAUGGUGGUGCUGUGUUUAGUCCAAACACCAGUAAGCCACCACAUUAAAAUUACAUGCAUAAUACAUUAACAUAAAACUUGUGUUCAGUGUCGUGUGAUUUGUGGUCUAUAUUUAUGCUGUAUUACCACAUUCACCUGCAUAAAUGAGUCACAACAAGAGGGAAACUGAAUCAAGAGUCUGACUGUACUAAAGUCAACAGCUCGGAAAUAAUCUGAGAUUUUAGUCAGUGUAUUUGAUCUGCAAUGCUGACAUUUCUCUCUGUCUGUGUUGAUGACAGAAGAGGCUGAGGUCAAAAAGUUUUAUAUGUGGAAAAUAUAGAAAUUUUUAAUUUGUCCAAAAUUAAUUGUGUUUGUUACUGCUAGGGCAAACAUCUGAAGGUCAAACAUGCACAUAUUCAUUAUUUUGGGGCACUAAAACUAAUCAGUCCACUCUACUAGUACAAAAAGUGGUACCAUCUGCUUUUGGCUGGUCUUGGUCUUGUCACUGCAUUUUGAAAAAUAGCUCUUAAGACUUUUGACAUGUUCAUAUGUUACUAGCCAUCCUUUCAGUAUGCUUGCACUCCAGAUUGUUUUUAUAAUUAUAAGAAAUGUUGGGACCUAUCCUAUCCUGUUGAUGGUUUACAAGAAUAUUCAUAUCAUUUUCUUUGUUUCUUUUUUAUUCCACUUUCAGUCACUGAAACAGAUAUUUGGAAUUUUUGAAGAGUUGAAAGUUGUAUUAUUUUCUUAUAGUUGAGCAUGGGUGACAGAAAUCAUUAAUACAGAUCUAAUAAAUGAUUUAAAUUGUAGAAAAUGUUCAGGAUAAUUUAUUUAAGUUCUGGUCGUUAUGGGCACUGCUACAGACUAAUAAUACUAUUUUAAUUAAAUAUGCAUAUUUUCAGAAUCAUAGUGUGUAAAAAAUUGAUGAUCAAAUGAAAAUAAAUAAAACAUUCAUUAGACAGCU